UUUGUCCUUUUAUUCUUUAAUCACGAUAAACUAAUCUUAUUGUUGGCUCAUUGUCACCUCGUCCCUCUUCUAAUCGCAACUGAAAUAAGAUUCGAGCAGGUUCAAAAAUGUAUAUUUUGUGUAGAAUUGUACUAGCUGUGGUGAUGUGCCUUCCUAUUUCUGGAGUAAAAUUGCCAUCAGAUAUGUCCCAAGGAAUUUUUUGCGAGGGCUGCAGUGCUGUUAUGAAAGAACUAGACAAGUUAUUGGAAAAAAAGAGUUCAGAUCCAAGAGAGCUGCAGGUGGUAGAAGCAAUGGAAGACAUUUGCCAAACAAAGUAUUUUUCAAAAUAUGAUUAUUCACCACCAACUACAGUCAAAGCCUGCAGAUUUUUAAUAGAGAAAUAUGAAGAGGACAUAGAACAGUUGUUGAUGGACAAGGUUGAUAACACAGAACAAGAGGUUUGUUACAAGCUGACCAAAGCAUGUGAAGGUGUGGAUAGAAGUAAAAAGGAGAAAGAAUCCCUUGAUUACCGUUUCAACAAUCAGCCACAGCAAGUGAAGACUGAAUCAGCCUCAAAAGAUGAUGAUGGCAUUCAUCGCAUGAAUGUGGAUAUUAAUGACCCUGGAGCUGCAGAGAGGCUGGCAGAGCAGAUUAAAUCACAACUGGGACAGCAGGGGAUGGGAGGAGGCACGGGAGAUGAUAAUGAUGAUGAGGAGGAGGAAGAAGAAGAAGAGGAAGGAGGAGAUAAUGAAGAUGAAGAAAAUGGAGGAGCUGAAGAAGAGAAUGAUAAAAAAUCUUUUGAAGUGAAAACUGAAUUAUAGUUGAACACAAAAAAAUAGUCUACCCAGCAAAUUAAUAUAUAUAUGUUAACUUCUAGACAGGAAUUUUUAAUGGCUUGAUGCUAAGCAGUAGAGGUAAUUUUCUUUUGAAAUGACAUCCACCUUGAGUAAAAAAUCUCAUAAGGUACUACUACACUUUUCACAAGCUUACAAGGUAAAGGCAAGUUUCACUUUGCACAAAAUCUUGCAUCAACUUGAUAAGGUAAGAGAAACACAAAGGCAACAUUCCAUUAUCAUGUCAUAGAUCCAUGUCUAUUUUCUGAUUGGUUUCUGCCUAGCCUUGAUAUGUUCUUUGGGUGCAGCAACCAAUUAGAGGCCUAUAUAGAAAUGUGUCAAUGCAUAGACACAAAUGCGGGAAGGAGAAAUGUCUCUUAGGUUCAAAUUUUAAAAAUAUUUAUCAAGCUCCAUACUGAGGCUUGAUUACCUUAAUUUCUUACUAGUUGAAUUUUAUGAUAUUGAAAUUAAAAUCUGAACACAAAAUAAAUGUUUAAUUCCUAAUAA
This is a messenger RNA of Pocillopora damicornis (cauliflower coral), 1319 nucleotides long. RefSeq lists its product as uncharacterized. NCBI's taxonomy places the organism in Eukaryota, Metazoa, Cnidaria, Anthozoa, Scleractinia, Pocilloporidae. The record is from RefSeq and is a predicted model, not a curated record.